AAAUUAACUAAAAUAUAAAAAAGUAGUAGACACUAUAGGUAUAAAUUGUUGUUGCAAAAAAGGCUUUAAGACAAAUUGCUGAGCUAUGUUUAUUGAGCAUUCUAUUUUAUGCACUGAAAAGAUAAUUUUGAAAGAUCCGGCAGUAUUGUAUGUACAUUUGUUUAAGAACGUGGUAAAAAGGUGUAAUUCAUAUUUUCAGUAGUUUUAUUAGUAAAUUGGAAAUAAUAUACAAAGAUGAGGCUCAGCACAUAUAACUUUUUGACAUCUAAAGCCAUAAAAGGUGUAAAAGUUGGAUUUCCGCUAAAAUUAACUAUAGCUAAACAGGACGUUGUUGAAGCAGAAUUCAAUCCAACAUUUAUAGAGCGUUUACUGCCUAGACUUGACUGGAUAGGUAUUCGUUUGGCCGCUGAAGUGACUGGGCUGGCUGAAGACAUUCCUGCUGAACUACCAACAAAUAUCGCUGAAAACGAAGAGUUAUUGAAGAAACUGCAUCACUUGUUGUUGGAGAUUGAUGUGCUUGAAGGGCAGCUGGAAUGCCCUGAAACGGGUCGUGUUUUUCCAAUAACCGACGGCAUACCGAAUAUGUUGCUAAACGAGGACGAGGUUUAAGACAUGCUACUAAUUUUUACCCUGUACAUAUUUAGUUAUUUUUAAUACUUAUUGCUAAAUUAAAACAUCUAUGGUUUGUUAAUAAUUUUGAUUGAGACAAUGAACUAAAAUUAAUUGACACAAAUAGACUUAAUCGUAAAAUCAUAAAUAUUACUGUUUUAUAAUUGAUGUUAUUGAAAUGGAAGCAGCUUUAAGUGAAUGUGAUGAAGUAGGUAGAGUGAAGGUUGAAAUUCUUGCCAAAAUAUUCAGCACUACUCAUAUGGUAGCAAGUAAAAGAACAGCCGGUUGUACGUUACCGGAAUUUACACGGAUUAAAAAGAAGUAAAACAAUAAAACAGUUCAGCUCUUUAUUAAAAA
Molecule: messenger RNA, 966 nt
Organism: Bactrocera oleae (olive fruit fly)
Lineage: Eukaryota; Metazoa; Arthropoda; Insecta; Diptera; Tephritidae
Gene: Trmt112
Product: tRNA methyltransferase subunit 11-2
Biological process (GO): tRNA methylation; peptidyl-glutamine methylation; rRNA (guanine-N7)-methylation
Molecular function (GO): protein heterodimerization activity
Source: RefSeq, a predicted model, not a curated record